Molecule: messenger RNA, 1383 nt
Organism: Penaeus vannamei (Pacific white shrimp)
Lineage: Eukaryota; Metazoa; Arthropoda; Malacostraca; Decapoda; Penaeidae
Source: RefSeq, a predicted model, not a curated record
GUUGUGACGCGUGGUGGCCGAGAGGUGGCUUGUGCCGGCGGUGUGGUGGUGUGGUGGUGAGCACUGGCCCAGGUCCGUGCGGUCUAGAGUGCCCCGGUGUGUGGUGGUGUUAGUGGGUGUGGUAUAGUGGGUGUGGUGUUGGUCGUGGUGUUGGUGGCGGUGGUAGUAGUGGUGUUGGUGGUAGAGGCGGUGGUGGUGGAGGCGUGGAGUCCCACCCUCCAGCCCCUCCUCAGCCGCCUCCUCCUGCUGCCCAGCCCUCCACACGACGGCCUCACCACGGCUUCUGUCCUCUCUACAGUGCCAAGAGCCAGAGGGUCAGUGUGGUGCCACAGUCAUGGGAUGACCAGCGUCAUGGCAGCAACACAACGCUUCGGGCUGGCGCCAGGGGAAGCCCGGAGAGGGGCGGGGUGACGUGGUCCUUGUGAGGAGCCCCUGGGGCGUCCACGACCCCCAGGGGAGGAUCGCCCCCCGGCGACCCACGUGACACGCGCCCACGCCCCGCGCCCACGACCCAUCAUGAACAUCGCCAAGCUGCGGCACACGUUUAUGCGGUCUCGGACGCCUACGGGCGCCGAGAUGAAGCAGCAGAACAGCUUGGAAGUGCCGCCGCAGAUCCGCUCUGCCUCAUUCGACGAAAUGCAGCUCAAGCCGGGUCGCCGCGAGUCCUCGUCGUCGUCCUCAUCCCCGGCGGAGCGGCAGUCGUUCCUGCUGCGCGUGCCCUACCUGGGCCCCAAGCGGUCCAAGAGCUUCGACUCGGGCUGCGGCGACGUCGACGACUCCUUCGCCUCCUCCCGCAAGAGGAGCUCGCGGCCCUCCUCGCUCGACAAGGCCAGCCAGCAGUGCGUGCACUGCGUGUACCUGGAGGAGCUGUCCCGGCGCUGCGACUGCGACGGCAGAAGAAUCCCGUACAACAUGUCGCUGGACUUCGUCAGCAGCCUCGAUAGCUCGCGGGAGGAGGCGGAGGACGAGGACGAGGAGGACUGGGACGAGGACAGCUCGAGCGACGAGCUGCACGAAGUCAUCUGCGGGAUCAAGGUGACGCUGAGUCCGAACUCGCCGUCGUCGGCGUCGCCCACGCAGGAGGAGGUCUCGCUGCCGGCGUCCACGGCGUCCUCGCCGCGCAACAAGACGGCGUCGCCCAAGCUGGAGCGGCAGCCCGCCAUCUUCCACAUGAACACCAGCACAGAGCUCAGCUCGCAAGAAAACAGUUUCGACCUGAGCGACGGAGGCUACAGCCACCACGGCUCCUUCCUGUACCUGGGCUCCUCGAGCGAGUACGGCACGGGGAGCAGGCGGGGAGCACGCGCAGGAGCAGGGGCGGCCGCAGAGGGGCAGGGGGCAGGGCGGAGCAGCAGCGAGGGAGCGGGGAGGAGGGCAGCGUGA